CGGUGGGUGCCAGCUUUCUUCCGUUGUGCGCUGCUGGGUGGUCCUCGGUCAUCGCGGGAUGUCGGUUGGAUCGGCAGCAGCCCGUUUAGUUCGCAGCCAGAUCAAUCCGGACGUGGACGCGUACAGUGAGGGACGCUUUACGGAAGCUGUGUAGUCGAUUCGUUUUCUUUGGGGAAGAAAAGGACAUUCGUUGAUGUGUGCUUCAGUUCAGAGAGGUGAUGGCUUGGGGCUGUUUUAGGAUGAACUAUGAGAAGUUAUGCGGGUUUUGAUUGUUGAAUAGCGUGGUGAAACAUCCAGGUCAACGUAGCUGGAAGAUAAGUGGCGUUGGGUGGACGUCUGAGGGUUAACGUCCCUGGAGUAAAUCUGGUGCAAUUGUGAAUAAUUUAAUAGACGCGAAAGUGCUGUGUCGGGAGGAAGGGAUUAUAGCGGGUCUGCGAGAAGGAAGAGAUGAACAGUGUGUGAAGUUGCUGAACAAGGAAGUGAACGUGACGUUCGGUUGGUGCGCGUCUGCUGCUGAUACUGUUCCGUAGCUCGCUGCCGCUGAUGGUGAGAAAAUUUAUGGGAAAAGCGUGCCACGAGUCUCGUUCGAUGGAUUAGAGUAAGCUCGCAUGUUCCCUUAGAUCGGUGCUCCGUUAUAUCGUGUCUGACGCUCUCGUAUCCACCGCGCCGUGUGCUGUGCAUGAUUAAUGGUGGUGCAAAUUUGCUCUAAUUACUAAUAAUCGCUCUGAGGUCAGUGCUGCGUUCAACCAAUCGCCGCAUUCGCGGUUCCCUGAAGGACCAUAAAUCACUAGCAAAAACCUAUUAAUCAAAAACGUCCCAAAAGCCUGGAACCAAUCGAACAAAAAAUAUAAAUCCAUGAGAAUUCCAUAAAACAGCGAAUUCCCAGCGAAAAAAACACAUAAACCAAAGUGCAGUAACUCCAUCGAACAAAAAAGUAAAACAAUACGGAAAGCAAAAACAUAACACAUUGUUUGCUCGCAUUUCCCCAAUGUCUAAAAGUGUUCAACAAAAGCACCAAGCUUCGACAAAAAACAAUUCACGGAAAAACAGUCACAUAUAAAUUCGCAAAUAUUCUCCGACGGCUGCCUGCCCUGCCAGCCACCCACCACCCAAAGAGGAUUAUUGGAUCCAUCGCGCGUCGCUGUUGUCUGGUUGCCUGCCUCUAGCGCAUUUUCUCUUGGGAGGGAGUGGUGCACUCACUCGAUCCGAGGCUCUAAGAGGGGCAAAACCCAACGGACUCGUCCCGUACGCUCGGUCCCGUUCGAAGUGGAUUAAAUCCUUUACACAAAAUUAUAGCCCAAAAACCCGGGUGCAACCGGGUUCGCCGGUCGCCAUCGGCACCGCCACCGCCGUCAGUUUCAGUUAGGGGCCCAUUUGGUGUGUGCAGGUGUCACGUCAUCCAUCAAAUCACGAAAAGUGGACCAUCAAUUCGGGGCUUUUGGGCAAACAUUGAAAGCGUGGGUGUUAUCCUGCAUUUCGGAUCGAACUCAUGUCAGGACUAGGAGGAUUCAUAUCAUCCGAGUGUUGGGGCGUGCGUCAAAAAGGGGAUUAAACUUUUUAGUGCGCUGUGAGAAGGGAUCGAAAACGGUUUUCACCUACCAAACACCGAUAGCAGCAGUAGCAGAGUGGGAGCAGAAGCAGAGAUUGGAUUCGCUUAUCUGGGUGUAAUCGCACAGCCGAAGGAUUGAACUAUAUUUGAACAAGAACUAUCAACAAAAUGCUUCCGUCAGCAAUGGCUUCGACGUGCUAUCGUCACGUAACACUGGUGCUACUAUUGCUCUGUGUCGUCACGUGUCCCACAGAAAGUCGGAAUCGAGAAAAAGAUCUUAAGAAAUCUAAAACCACACAGCUGAGUCAGGUACCUUACAGUGAAACCGUGUCUUCCCUGUUGAACCUGUGUUCAGGGGAUCGUGAAAUGAAGCUGGUGUGUCACUGUAGUCCAGACGAUCCACACGUAAAAGCGCAGAAAGCUAACUGUUGGAUAUUCAGCAAAGAUCUCCCACGGAAGGACCCCAACUGGUUGGCCUUCCAGACGCAAACUACGGUAGAACAGUUGAAGAUAACUGUUCAAAAGAUUGGUAACCUCACCUACAUACCGUCGGAUGUUCUGGUUACGUUGAAGUAUCUCAAACAACUUACGAUAGAGUACGGAAUGAUCACGAACUUGUCCGAGUUCGCGUUCGGCAAUCUAACAGAACUGCGAAACCUAACGCUACACAAGAAUCAGAUCCGACUCAUACAUCCAUUCGCCUUUGCCAACCAUCCUUUCCUGGAGGAGAUCAACCUGGAGCGUAACGAGAUCGUCGACCUGGACAAAACAGCACUAGUGAACCUACCCCAGUUGAAGAAACUGAACUUGGACUUCAACAAUUUGACGAUCCUGCACGCCGAUGCGUUCGUAUACCUUACGAGCCUGGAAGAACUACACGUGGAAUCAAACCAGGUGUCGCUACUAUCCCGGGAAAGCUUCAAGGGACUUGGUAAUCUGAGGAACCUGAAACUGUCGGCGAACAACAUCGGUUACAUUGGCGAUACGGUGUUCGCAGAACUGUGGAGUCUGCAGGAGCUGCACCUGGACAGUAAUCACAUUGAGAAAGUCUCGGCCCGUGCAUUUGACGGGUUGAACAACUUGCGGAAGCUGAACUUGGAGCACAACCGCCUGACGCGACUGGAAAGGGGAAUCUUCACCGGAGUGCCAGCGGUUCUAACGUUGAACCUCAAUUCGAAUAUGCUGGAAACGAUCACCUACAACAACUUCCUGCCUCUGAUGGAUAACUUCGUGAACAGCUCGGCGGUGCUGUACGUGAGAGGUGAGUGGAUGAUUUAGCUAGAAGAUGAUUUGUUAUUUGGCAGUGGAAUAAAUCACUUUGUCGUGGUAUUUUAUGACAAUCUGUAGUAUUUCAGGAUGAUCCAUGAUACUUCAAAAUUCAUGGCAUAUUUCGCGAUAAUACAUUGUAUCCUUGCUAGUCUAUCUUCUUUCAUAACCCCACAAUUCCUCUACGGGCUCUUUAAAUAAUCUAUGAAGGAUUUGUUUAAAAAUUUUCUCUAGGUAUUUCUUUCAUUUCCCAUAAAUAUCUUCAGAAAUUCGUCAAUUUCUAUUCACCUGAAUCAUCUUCUUCUUCUUUAUGGCUCGACGUUCGCAUUGGAAUUUGGCCUGCCUCUCCUCAACUUAGUGUUCUAAGAGCACUUCCACAGUUAUUAAUUGAAGGGCUUUCUUUG
Aedes albopictus (Asian tiger mosquito) is the source of this 3219-nucleotide messenger RNA. RefSeq names its product connectin-like. Bases 1718 to 2827 code for a protein of 369 amino acids. The record is from RefSeq and is a predicted model, not a curated record. Gene Ontology annotation, molecular function: protein binding. NCBI's taxonomy places the organism in Eukaryota, Metazoa, Arthropoda, Insecta, Diptera, Culicidae. The transcript has 3 exons.